Labeo rohita (rohu) is the source of this 4927-nucleotide messenger RNA. It is a transcript of the gene pwwp2b, whose product is annotated as PWWP domain containing 2B. The transcript is spliced from 3 exons. Bases 258 to 2027 code for a protein of 589 amino acids. NCBI's taxonomy places the organism in Eukaryota, Metazoa, Chordata, Actinopteri, Cypriniformes, Cyprinidae. The record is from RefSeq and is a predicted model, not a curated record. Gene Ontology annotation, cellular component: nucleus; nucleoplasm.
UGCGUGCUGUCCAGGUUUAAACAGUAGGUUUGGGUGUUUUUGGUGCGUUUGCCGCUGCUCUUCUCGUCUUUCUGUGGUGAUGUCACCGCGGACGGAUCCGCUGUAAUCGCGUCGGUGGAGCUGAUGGCGUCAUUACGCGUCCUGGCGGAGCUUCCCGAGCGCGCUGACGGAUCGCAGUAGCAACGAAGGCCGACGCGACCGUGGCUCCGGCGGCCGGGAUCGAGCGACGCCAAGCCGGACACCCGAGCGAGGAGAACAUGGAGGCUGUAGCGGAGGAGCUGCGGGCCGGCUCCCGGAUCCCGGUGACCGUCGACCAGAUCGUCAACGACACGCUGGUGGUGACGCUCACGUACCGGGAGAGGAGCUACACGGGCAUCUUACUGGACUGCAGCAGAAAGACCGGGCUGUUUUGCCUUCCAGACGUUGUUGGAAAAUCCGAAGAGAGCCUCAUAUUGAGAGCGGACUCUGAAGUCUCGAGUGAAGAGGCUUCCUCUAAACCCGUUAGUCAGCCGACGCAGCGACCAAAAGAUGAGAACACGGAGCCUGAGAUGGGACCUCCGGCCCCCGUACCCAUCCCGGUGCAACCGGGCCAGCCGACGUACCCGCCGUACUUUGAAGGCGCCCCGUUUCCGCAACCCAUGUGGGUCCGGCACACGUACAACCAGUGGGUACCUCAACCGCCGCCUCGUCCAAUCAAGAGGAAGAAAAGACGUCGAGAACCUGGAAGGAUGACCAUGAGCACGAUCCGACUGAGACCUCGACAGGUGUUGUGCGAGAAAUGCAAAAACACACUAAACAGCGACGAGGACAGCAAAGAUGGACCAACGGUGCCGAAGACGUCCAGGAAGGAGAACGCGCCUCAAGCCGACGAAGACGCUAAAGCAGCUCCAGCUAAGAGUCUGAGAAAGGACAACGAUGGGGACAACAACAAAGAGUCGAAGAGACGAGAUGACUCGACGGUCUACGACAGCAAACGCUUCCGGAAAGACAAGAAGGACGAUGAGAAGUUUCCCGGAGGGGACGUCAUUCCCCACAGUCCUGUGAUUAAGAUCUCCUAUAGCACUCCACAAGGUAAAGGCGAAGUGAUGAAGAUCCCGUCGAGAGUUCACGGUUCUGUCAAACCCUUCUGUCCAAAGCAGCUGUUGCAGAACGGCCACGGAGAGCGAGACGCUUCCAAGGAAUCCCAGAAGGCUCCUGUAGACGCCAUUCGAACGGGUCUUACCAUUUCCAUUCCCAAACUCAAGCUCCCAAAGUUGGCUAGUCCAGACGCUCCUUCGCCUAAGAUACGCUUAAGAUCCCGGGCCGACGGAGCGGAGCAGGUGUCCGUGUACGAGGCGGAGCUGGUGGACGGCGCCCGGAGAAGAAGUCCAAGAGUUCCCAACUCUCAAUCCGAAGAUGGCGCGGAGAAAAACUCACUUGAACUUUGGUCAGGCGAGGAAGUCGAACGACACAGCGACUUGACUUUACUCAUAAACUUCCGAAAGAGGAAAGCGGACUCUUCGAGCCUCUCCGUGUGCAGUAGCGACAGCCUAGACGAGUCCAAGUCGUUCAGCUCCGACGGCACGUCGCCAGAACUCUGCGAUCUCGCUCCGGGCGACGACAUCUCCGUGUCGUCUUCCUCUCAAGGGGAAAGUAAGACUGUUCCGCCUCUUACCGUACGACUGCACACUCGCAGCAUGACUAAAUGCGUGACCGAGGAAGGCCACGCCGUGACGGUGGGUGACGUCGUUUGGGGGAAGAUCCACGGCUUCCCCUGGUGGCCCGCACGGAUACUCAGUAUUAGCGGUACUCGUAGAGAAGAAGGCGAGGUCGAUGCUCCUUGGCCCGAAGCUAAAGUCUCCUGGUUCGGUUCCCCCACCACCUCCCAACUCUCGGUUGCCAAACUCUCGCCGUUCCGCGAAUUCUUCAGGUCACGCUUCAACCGCAAAAAGAAAGGGAUGUACCGCCGUGCCAUCAUGGAGGCCGCCAAGGCAGUGGGACACAUGAGUGCCGAAAUCACAUCUCUGCUGGCUCACUGCGAAACUUAGAGGACGAGGACGGCAGUGGACUGGCUGUCAUUCAGAGUUUCGCAGGCGCUCCCAGGAUGUGGCGAUCUCCCCGGCCGGAGAGCGCCUUCAUUUGCCACGGAUAUCAUGAGGGAAGGUGCUUUAUUUCCUCCCACGCGCGGCCGCCGGAAGAGAACGCGAUGCGCGGACUGUGUUUGAGGGGCCACGAGGAGAACGUGGGAACCUCGGAGCGAACAAUUUCCCCCGUUUGUCUCUCCAUCUUUCGUUUGUUUGUUUUUUUAGGACGUACAUUAUAUUAGAACAAGUAGCUCGACACUAAAUCCGAAUGUAUUUAUUCACGACAAAAAAAACAAAACAAAAAACACUCGACCGGUGACUGGCCUCCUGUAAGAUCACACUGCUGCUGUUUCUUAUGACUCUUACGUCCGUUUAGGAUCGUAACGGAACGGACCGACGAAUAUCCGUGUUAUAAUAGAAAACGACAAGUCUUACUGUGUCUGUUUCUUCAGAUGAUGAAAAUGUGAAAUUCCUUUUUGCAUCAUGUAGGUCUUACACCAUGCAGUAUGUCAGUUUGUCCGUCGCUUCACUUUCUCUGUCCUCUCCGAGAAAUAUAGCUCUCGUAUGUCUCUCCAUCCUCUUUUUCACUCUGAUUAUGUGAUGUUUUGCUUUAAUUAUUUAAUGUGUCACGUUAAGAGAAGCACUUUAUCCGUACCUUGGUGGCCUGCUGUGAACGCUAACUCGAGUUUGCAGACUCUCGGAGGAGCCGACCCAUCGCUUUUGAAGUGAUUUUUAAUUUUUAUGAUGCAGAUUUCGAUAAAAGGAGGCUUUCAGGAAGUUGUGUACACUGUAUUCUCGCGUUUAGCCCGGUCUACGUUGCUUUCCUCCUUAUGAAAUGUUCCACUGGAGAUAUGGAGAGAACUGUAAGCUCCUAUGCACCGUCUCUUUUAUUAAAGCAUAAAAAGCAGCGUGUUCGUCAUCAUGUGUUUGCUGAGUGAGUGCAGGCGUAUGUGGGCUUGAAUAUCUGCGUGUCUGGACCUCCAGACGGCCGGACUGACCUGCGGGACUCGAGCCUUUCGAGAGCUCCGUGUGUUUCGAGCUGCUCGCCGGUCGCAGGUUUGGGUGCGUUUUUCCAGCUGGACUUUCUGCCACUGCUCGACACGGUGGAGUUUUUUUAAUGUGCUGUAAAUAGAAUAAAAUAUAAAAGCGAUGUCAUUUCUGCAAUGUUCUUGUGCGCGUGUGCUUUCGUUUCCAGGCGCUGACCUCGCUGACCUCUGCUUUAUCACGCUCCUCUGCCGUUUGCUAUCAAACCGAUGCUUUUCAUAGCUGUUGCCUAAACAAAGUUUGUGCCUUUGUGUUAAAUGUGAAAGGGUGUUGACAGCCGCAGCAGCUCGUGACGCAAGACCUCAAUGGCUCUUUUUGAAAAGGGUUCAAAUGAGUGUUUUGCUUUCACAAACUCUGGGUUAACAUCAUGUACUUUACUGUUUGACUUGGAUGAGAAGGAAACCUAAAAUAGGCAGCGUUGAAGUCCACUGGAAAGUUUUCGAUUGGCCGCAUUUAACCUUUCAUUUCAAAAAGCUGAUUGGCAGAUGAAUAUGUUUGUGUUUAUAAAAGACGUUGCAGUGAUUGUGUUGCGAAAGAAUGAUUGAUUUCAACACUGCAGAGCUCUCAGUGAUGUAACUAAAGCUUUCUGCCGUUGUGUAAUCAGACACAAUUGCAAUAGUCAGGCUUAUCUGUCACUAAAGUCUUGACCUGUGUUUGAUCUGUAAGUUCGCUGAACUGACAACACACACACACACACACACACACACACACACACGACUAAACUAAAGGAAUGCAAACUGGUUAAAUCUAGAGAUUUAGAACCCAAUAUCAUAUGUUGUUAUAAAUUAUCAUUCCAAAAAAUUUGUGGUCGGUAAGAUUUUUAAAGUUUUUAUCUCUUAUGCUCACCAAGGCUGCAUUUAUUUGAUCAAAAAUACAGUAAAAAUGUGAAAUAUUACUACAAUUUAAAACAGCUGUUUUCUGUGUGAGUAUCUGUUAAAAUGUAAUUUAUUUCCAUGGUCAAACCUGAAAUUUUAGCAUCAUUACUCCAGUCUUCAGUGUCACAUGAUCCUUCAGAAAUCAUUCUAAUAUACUGAUUUACUGAUUUAACAAACAUCUCUGAUUAUUAGCAAUGUUGAAAACCGUUGCACAGCACAAUAUUUUUUGUGGAAACCGUGCUGUCUAUUCAUGUUCAGGAUUCACAGAUGAAUAGAAACUCCAAAUGAACAGAAUUUAUUUGAAAUAGAAAUCUUUUGUAACAUUAUAAAUGUCUUUACUGUCACUUUUGAUCAGUUUAAUGCAUCCUUGAAGAAUAAAAGUAUAAAAAAUGAAUAUGAAUAAAAGAAAAAUCUUACUGACCUCAAACAUUUAUUAUAUAUAUGAGCACUUUCAGGUGUUUUUGUUUGACUGUUUGUAUCUCCAGGUGCAUUUUUAAUGUCAGUAUGAAACCACAACUCAUUUCACUUUCACGUUGUGCUGUUUAUCUGAGUGAAACUGUCUGUCCAAAGGUUUCAUAGAGGUGAUCUCAUGAUGAAUUGAAUGGUUGAAGAGAUUCAUGCAGCUGAAAAGAAAGUAAUUUCAGAUCAAGUUAUUACUGAUGAAAGGCAAUAAGAUGAGAAAUGCUCCUCACUUUUUUUGUGUUUAAGAACUGAAUUCUCUGAAGGUAUUACACUAAAAACGGCCCAUGGUGUUUUAAGCGUUGAAGCUAUUUUUUUUAUAUUUAUUUAAUUACAUUUUAUUUUAUUUUGAUUUAUUUUUAUUUUAUUUUAUUUUUUGUUUUAUUUUAUUUUAUUUUAUUUUAUGUAGCUUAACACUGUUUUUGUUAUGGGUUGGAUGGAAAGGAGCUGUGCAAAGAGUACAUACAUAUAUAUAUUUUUUUUUUU